Molecule: messenger RNA, 687 nt
Organism: Brenthis ino (lesser marbled fritillary)
Lineage: Eukaryota; Metazoa; Arthropoda; Insecta; Lepidoptera; Nymphalidae
Source: the annotation of a GenBank genome assembly
AUGACUCUAUACCAUUUUGGAAAUUGCCUUGCUUUAGUAUAUGCGCCAUAUUAUAUGGCAUAUAAAUUUUCGGGAAUAUCUGAAUAUGCAACCUUUUCUAAAUGUGUUUAUGCCGGUGGUCUAUAUAUAUUCACACAGCUUUGUAAAAUGCUGCUAUUAGCAACCUUCUUUCCCGAUUCAGAUAAUAUUAAUGAAGGUGGAGAAUAUGAUGUGAUUUUAGAAAUUCUCAAAGCUACAGUUGAUCUUGCUGAUCUUCUUGGUCUAUAUUUCGCUUUAAAUUCGAUUCCUGGUAAAGGUCAUGCAAAGAUUUUAAAUGCGGCAAUAGGGUGGGCUAGUGCAGAGGUAGUAGUAACCCGAAGCAUUCUUCUCUGGGUGGGAGCGAGAGGGUCUGAAUUUGAUUGGCGCUAUGUCCGAUCAUGUGCCGAAUCAAAUGUGGCACUGUUGCAACAUGCUUCCACUGCAGCCCUUGUAUGGCUUUGGACAAGAAGUGAUUUACCAAAGAAACAUUUCCCAAUUGUUGUAACAUUACUAGCCCUGACUCCAUAUAGAAGUCUAGUUGAAGAAGCAAUAGGUAGCAUUUUCUCUCUCAGUGCAUGGGCGCUAUUGGGCCUCAAGACACUACAUGCAUCAGUUAUUGGGCUGAGUGCCCUAGCUUUGUAUGCAGUGCUGGCCCAACAAAUUGGAAUA